Molecule: messenger RNA, 1947 nt
Organism: Oncorhynchus kisutch (coho salmon)
Lineage: Eukaryota; Metazoa; Chordata; Actinopteri; Salmoniformes; Salmonidae
Gene: pnck
Product: pregnancy up-regulated nonubiquitous CaM kinase
Exons: 15
Coding region: 549-1553 (334 amino acids)
Biological process (GO): protein phosphorylation
Molecular function (GO): protein kinase activity; ATP binding
Source: RefSeq, a predicted model, not a curated record
ACGCACGCGAAUGGCCAACUACGAAAUAUGUAGGUUGCUAGUAAAUGGAGGAUCAGUCUUCGGGUUCAACCUACAAAAUAUAGCCUACUUGACAAUCAUCACAUACUUCGUACAAAUGCUCUGCUAUGAAAGGCAUGCAGAAUGUGGGAUAGACUGUUCUUCUGGCCGAGAGGAUUGUUUGAGUUCUUUGUGCCAGAUGGAUUGGAUAGAUGAGAUUCACUGGAUAACCCUGUGCCCAUAGAAGGAUAGUGCAGUGUGUGGGUGGAGUGGACAAGGUUGCUUCAGGAAAAAAGUGUGAUUUUCAAUGAAUGCUCAUAGAGGACAGUGGUGACGAAGGUACAGAGAGAAGAACUGUGAAGAACGCUAACAGUCAGGAUUAUUCUCUGCCACUGCAAUCAACAGACAUAUUUGGCAUGGAACAUGACCAUUCGAUGGAAAGUGACGGAAACUUCAGAAACCUUCAAAGCAGUAUAAAGAUGAUUCCGAUUACUUCCAGACCUAUCUUAUGAUGGCUAUUUCAUUUCAACACCGUUUAAAACCUAUUGAAGAUGCCUCUGGGGAAGGAAUUCAGGAAGAAAGCAGAGGACAUCACAGCAGUGUAUGAUCUGAGAGAGAAGCUAGGAGAGGGAUCAUUCUCUGAGGUGCGCGUGGCUCAGCACCGCCGCACCCUGAAACUUGUAGCAGUCAAGUGUAUCCGCAAGAGGGCGUUAAAGGGCAAAGAAGCCAUGUUGGAGAAUGAGAUAGCAGUGCUACGCAGAAUCAACCAUCCCAACAUUGUGGCAUUGGAGGAGACCUUCGAGACAUCUACAAAGCUUUAUCUGGUUAUGACUCUUGUUACAGGAGGUGAGUUGCUGGACCGUAUUCUGGAGAAGGGGAGUUACACUGAGAGGGAUGCCAGCCGUGUCAUACAACAGCUUCUGGAGGCAGUCCAAUACCUCCACCAGCUGGGCAUCGUGCACAGGGACCUGAAGCCUGAGAACCUACUGUAUCAGACUCCGUCGGAAGAUUCCAAGAUUGUCAUCAGUGACUUUGGCCUGUCCAAGAUGGAGGAGCAGGGGAUGCUCACCACAGCAUGUGGAACCCCUGCGUAUGUGGCACCAGAGCUUCUGCAGCAGAAAUCAUAUGGCAAAGAAGUGGAUCUGUGGGCUCUGGGGGUGAUCACCUAUAUACUACUCUGUGGCUACCCUCCGUUUUAUGACGAGAGUGAGUCACAUAUGUACAGGCAGAUCAUGAAGGCUGAAUAUGAGUUUGACUCCCCGUAUUGGGAUGAAAUCUCUAAUUCAGCAAAAGAUUUCAUUCCGCACAUGUUGCAGAAAGAACCAGAGGAGAGGUACAAUUGUGAGCAGGCCUUGAAGCAUCUUUGGAUAUCAGGAGGAGCCGCUCUGGAGAAGAACAUUCAUGGAUCAGUCAGUAAGCAGAUCCAGAAGAACUUUGCUAAGAGCCAGUGGAAGAGGGCGUUCAAUGCCACAAUGGUGGUGCGGCACCUCAGUAAGAAGAAUCUAGUAGUAGAGGAGGAGUCUAAGGAUAAGGCAGAGACCAAGGCUACACUGUAAGGUUGUGACCUUUAAUCCAUGGGUAGAAGAGAAUUUGCCCAGAAGAAUCCUGUGACAGACCAGUCAGAGUGGUCAUUUCGGCUCUCAAGCGUCUCUAUAUGUGAUAAAAAGCAAAUACAGUGUGAAACUUUCUUUCUGCCAGCAGAGAGCACUCUUAAUCAAGCUUAAGUUCUAUUUUUUGUUGUCUGUCAUCUAAACAUUGCUCAAACUCUGGUUGGGCCCCAUACACUUCAGCAAUAAGACUCAUUUGACUCAUCAAGUGUAAUUUUGUUGAUAAAUCCAUAUAGGCUUAGUAUCUGUUGACCAUGCAUGGAUGUAAACAUGUUUUCUUGAAUGUUAUUAAGUCUCUAUAGACCCUUGUAUUCUUCAACAAUAAAAAUGUUAGAAAACACGA